This is a messenger RNA of Fopius arisanus, 1066 nucleotides long. RefSeq names its product ubiquinone biosynthesis protein COQ9, mitochondrial (gene Coq9). Bases 105 to 950 code for a protein of 281 amino acids. The record is from RefSeq and is a predicted model, not a curated record. Gene Ontology annotation, cellular component: mitochondrial inner membrane. Lineage: Eukaryota; Metazoa; Arthropoda; Insecta; Hymenoptera; Braconidae. The transcript has 5 exons. Gene Ontology annotation, biological process: ubiquinone biosynthetic process. Gene Ontology annotation, molecular function: lipid binding.
GUAUUACUAACAGCUCGGUUUAUCGUGUGAGGAAAGAGUAAAUAUCGUUUCUUGCGCAAUCCAAAGUGCAGUAUUGCUUGGACCUGGGUAAUCAGAGGUUUGACAUGGCUGUGGCAACGAUCCUCGCCCUGAGGAAGGGUCUCACAAUCACAGGUGUGAGAGGUUUGUGGACUUCUAGGAUCAAUUCAAACGAGCAGAAAGCACAAAAUGCUGUGGCAGAAAUUUCGACAACUGAGGAAUCAAAGGAAUCCGAGGAAGAGUACGAGGGCAUGAUUAAAAAACAGAUUUUGGCAGCCGCAAUGCCAUUUGUCAAGGAGCACGGAUGGAGCCAGGAGGCCAUCAGCGCAGGAGCUGAAUCCAUUGGAUAUCCUGGUGUUAUCCACGGCCUCUUCCCCAGAGGAGGUGCAGAGCUGGUGCUCCACUUCUACGCGAAUUGCAAUGCGGAAUUGAAUGAAAUCAUGAAAUCUGAAGCGUUGACAACCGAGGGCGAGCCCUCGCAGCCAAUUAAAUUGCCAGAGGAGUUCGUGAAGAAGGCGUUGGAGAGGAGGCUCAGGAUGUUGGUGCCAUACAAGUCGACCUGGCCUCAGGCAAUUGGACUUCUUGCUCUACCCCCGAAUGUUCCACCAGCUCUCGCUAAUUUACUAACUCUCGUCGAUGAUAUUUGUUAUUACGCUGGAGAUAGAUCCGUUGAUUUCCACUGGUACACCAGACGAGUAGCUGUCGCUGGAAUAUACAAAACGAGUGAAUUGUAUAUGUUACAAGAUAAAAGCGAGGAUCACACAAGAACGUGGGAAUUUUUGGGGAGAAGAAUUGAAGAUGCAGUCCAGUUGAAUAGAGUUCUCACUGUAGACCUACCGCCACCUGAUCAGGCCCUCAAUCGAGCAACAGAGGCUGCCACUGCUGCUUUUACAACAGCACGAAAUAUACUCGGGAUGAAUUGGAAUAGGUGAAAAUAUACCAAAUGCAUCGCAGUAUUUAUAUAACUACGUAGUUAUUUAUAAUUGAAAAUAAAAAAUUGGAGUUAUCAAUUUUUUUUCUGGGAAAAUAAACAAUAUUUUCAAUUAAA